CGCCCCCGCGCGGGUCCAGCCCUCUCGCGCUACUCGCCGGCGGGCGCUCGGCUCUCGCAGCCGCCCUAAAGACCUUUCUUCCCCGCGGGGAGGAAUCCGCAGGCGAGCCGAACAGCUCCCCUAGCAAAGUCCGCGGGCCACACCCAGCCGCACGGCCAGCUUUUGUCCCCCGCCAGCCGCCUCCGUCCGAGAGGCCGACCGCCGGGCGCAUCCCGGCCGCGAGCGUCCUGUCCCGGAGCCCGGGGCGGCUAGGGCGCGAGGCUGGCACCCCUGGGGAGCCGCGAGGCGAGAGCUGCAAAGAUGUAAAAGUCAAAAGAAGAGCCUAAAAAUAGCAAAGAUGCUUUUGAGCUGGAAUGCCUCCGCCAUCAGAUCACUUAUUUUGUUUCUCAUGGUGUGUAUCAGCCUCGCCUUUCAUAUUUCACGUGAUUUGCCUGAUUAUGCAAAUGAAUCUUGCACUGUAAAGAUAUCAUUGCGAAAUUUCCGGUCCAUCUUAUCAUGGGAGUUAAAAAACCACUCCAUCGUACCAACUCACUAUACGUUAGUGUACACAAUCAUGAGUAAACCAGAAGAUAUGAAGACGGUUAAGAACUGUGCAAAUACCACGAGAUCAUUUUGUGACCUCACAGAUGAGUGGAAAAGCACACACGAGCUCUACCUCAUCAACCUAGAAGGAUUCAGUGGGAACACAACCUUGCUCACUUGCACACACAUUUUCUGGCUAGCCAUGGACAUGUCUUUUGAACCACCAGAGUUUGAGAUUGUUGAUUUUACCAGCCACAUUAAUGUGACAGUGAAAUUUCCAUCUGUUGUUGAGGAAGAAUUACAGUUUGAUUUAUCACUCGUCAUUGAAGAACAGUCAGAGGGGAUUGUUAAGAAGCAUAAACCCGAAAUAAAAAGAAACAUGACUGGAAAUUUCACCUAUGUCAUUGACAAGUUAAUUCCAAACACAAACUACUGUGUAUCUGUUUAUUUUGAGUCUAAAGAUCAGGAGGCAGUAAUAAAGUCUCCCUUAAAAUGCACCCUCCGUCAGCCUUGCCAGGAAUCAGAUUCAGAAUCAGCAGAAUCUGCCAAAGUAGGAGGAAUAAUUACUCUGUUUUUGAUAGUAUUGGUCUUGAUAAGCACCUUAGUGACACUGAAACGGAUUGGUUAUAUAUGCUUGAAAAACAGCCUCCCCAAAGCCUUGAAUUUUCGUAACUUUUUCACCUGGCCAUUUCCUGAGCUGCCGCCGUUGGAAGCCAUGGAUAUGGUGGAGGUCAUUUACAUCAACAGAAAGAAGAAAGUGUGGGAUUAUAAUUAUGAUGAUGAAAGCGACAGUGAGACCGAGGCAGCCCCCAGGACAAGCGGCGGUGGCUAUACCAUGCACGGACUGACCCUCAGGGCUCUAGGUCAGCCCUCUGCCACCUCCGCAGAAUCCCAGUUUGUAGACCCAGACUCUGAGGAGGAGCCUAAGCUGCCUGAGGUUGAUGCAGAGCCCCCCACGAUGCCAACGUGCAGCCCCCAGCAGUUGGAACACUUGAGUGGGCUCUGUGAGAGGAGAGAGAGUCCACUCCAGGACCCCUUUCCCGAAGAGGACUACAGCUCCACAAAGGGGCCUGGGGGCAGAAUUACCUUCAAUGUGGAUUUAAACUCUGUGUUUUUGAGGGUUCUUGAUGACGAGGACAGUGAUGACUUGGAAGAAGCCCCUCUGAUGAUAUCAUCUCAUCCGGAAGAGAUGGUUGACCCAGAGGAUCCUGACAAUAUGGAAUCAAGCCAUGUGCUGGCCAGUGGGGAAGGGACACAGCCAGCCUUUCCCAGUCCCUCUUCAGAGGGCCUGUGCCCUGAAGAUGCUUCCUCUGAUCAAAGUGACACUUCUGAGUCAGAUGCUGACCUUGGGGAUGGUUAUAUAAUGAGAUGACUCCAAAACUAUGUAAUGAACUUGAACAGACUAGCACCUAGAGGGUUCUCUCUCCUUGUCCCCUCACUCGCUGCUUUAUGGUCUGCGAGUGUUCUCCAAGAGAAGGAGUAGGAAACUGUAGAGUGCCCCAUUCUUCCAGGUGACAUCACCUAUGCAGCUUCCCAGUAUGGGGAGCAUAGUACAAUUCAGUGUGUUGUUUACAUAUUCAAGGUGAUGCACUUUGAAGGAAACAUGUGUGCUCCUCCCUUUGCACUAAUGUACUUAGGAUGUCUCUACAUCAUGUUUCCCAGGGAGCAGGGUUCCCAGUGGUUUCAGAGGUGGUCCAGGGCCCUGCUACUACUUUUUUUUUAUUAUUUUUUGAGACACAGUAUCCUUCUGUCACCCAAGCUGGAAUGUAAUGGCAUGAUCUCAGGUCACUGCAACCUCUGCCUCCUGGGUUCAAGCAAUUCUCCUGCCUCAGCCUCCCUCAUAAGUAGCUGGGAUUACAGGCACCUGCCACCAUGCCCAGCAAAUUUUUGUAUUUAUAGUAGAGACGGGAGUUCACCAUGUUGGCCAGGCUGAUCUUGAACUCCUGACUUCAGGUGAUCUGCCCACCUCCACCUCCCAAAGUGCUGGGAUUACUGGCGUCAACCACUGUGCUUGGCCACCCCUAUGAUUUUUCUGGGAAAUAAAUUGGGCCAGGGUGGGAGCAGGGAAAGAAAAGGAAAAUACUUAGCAAGAGCUUCAAAGAUGGCAGGAAAGAAGGAGGAGGGACCAGUAAGCACCUGGAGAGAAGGAGGGCAACCUGCACAAGGAAACAGGGAAGAGCCAUCCAAGCUUCAGUCAGUGAGCCUUAGGCGCCUCAUCCAUGUCACAUUCUGUCUCCUUCACUCAAGAGUUCCACCUUGUCCAGCCCUCCCCAAUUAAAGUGGGAAAGAUAGACUCUAGGAUUAAACAAGUGAUGACGACAGAGGGGAAACAUGGCCUCGGGGAGAGGGAUAAAAAUCUGAGUGCCAUAUUUUAAGAUUAAAAAAAGCAAACACAAAGGUGUUUCAAAGUCUUCAGGAGAAAUAUGGCAUACAAGUUUCAGAGACCCUAUCUGACAAUUUUCAGAGUGCUCUCUGUGCUGAUUCCGAAUCGAAUGCACUACAUGUGAUUACAGUUCCUGUGAAUCUGGGUGGGGUGGGGGGGGAAGGAAGUCUGAUCAGGGGCAAUUGCUCCUGCCUCUAAUCCUAACACUUUGAGAGGCCUAAGCAGGUGGAUCCCUUGAGGCCAGGAAUUCAAGGUCAGCCUGGGCAACAUGGCAAAAGUCUGUCUCUACGAAAAGUAAAAAAAUUGGCAUGGUGGCAUG
Molecule: messenger RNA, 3224 nt
Organism: Cebus imitator (Panamanian white-faced capuchin)
Lineage: Eukaryota; Metazoa; Chordata; Mammalia; Primates; Cebidae
Product: interleukin-10 receptor subunit beta
Exons: 9
Coding region: 338-1894 (518 amino acids)
Molecular function (GO): interleukin-10 receptor activity; interleukin-22 receptor activity; protein binding
Source: RefSeq, a predicted model, not a curated record